Messenger RNA from Fusarium falciforme, 1197 nucleotides. RefSeq names its product HET domain-containing protein. The record is from RefSeq and is a predicted model, not a curated record. The coding region runs from base 1 to 1197 and encodes 398 amino acids. The transcript has a single exon. Lineage: Eukaryota; Fungi; Ascomycota; Sordariomycetes; Hypocreales; Nectriaceae.
AUGCUGUCCAUCUACUGCAAUGCCUAUCUGACCGUCGCUGCUUCGAGAGCCAAGGACACCUCUGAAGGACUCUUUGGAGAGAGGCCGACUAGGGAAUACGUUGAGUUCGGGUACACAUCUGGUGACCUACAAGGGCAAGCUUUGGCGUUUAAUCUACCCCUCCACGAAGAAGCCAUCUCCAGCGACUACCUAUCUAUGCCGGAUGAGCCACUCUCGGAUCGCGCCUGGGGUCUACAGGAACGUGUUCUGUCACGUCGGAUGCUUCUUUAUGGCACUCAGCAACUGUUUUUCGAAUGCAACGAGGGAUUUCGAGGGGAAGAUGGUCUGUCCAUCAAAGACCGAUUCAAGAGUGUGCACGAGAAGUUGGAAGAAGAGUCCGAGGGAAUGGAACAACACCGAAACGAGGCCAGUUGUGAUGACGAAAAGAUUUCCAACAAUAAAGCGGCAUUGCUGGGAUCAUGGUACAGCCUUCUCUGGUUAUACGGACCACGGAAACUCACAAACGCCUCUGAUAAACUCCCCGCCAUUUCUGGUCUUGCUAGCGUCUUUGCAAAACGGCUUGACGACGAAUACGUGGCUGGUCUUUGGCGUUCCCACCUCAUAGAAGGACUUCUAUGGCAAGGGUUGAGAUGCAGACGAGUGCAAGAGUACAGAUCGCCUUCUUGGUCAUGGGCAUCCAUGGAUGGAAUUCCCGGCCUAGGCGUCGAACAGGAUUACGAUACCUUGGCCAAGGUCCUGGACGUCAAGGUGAAUCUUAAAGGCGUAAAUCCUUACGGCGAGGUCACUGACGCAAGGAUCAAGAUACGGGGGCCAAUGGAACGUCUCUAUCUUGCUAUCGAGGACUGGGACCCUAAUAAAGCAGGCUUCCCUUAUGACAACAAUCCGAAAGUGCGUACUGCAAACGGCAAACCUGAGGGUACCCACUCCCGCUUUGACUUUGACUUCACAGCUGAAGAUGCUCCGCAGGAGGCGCUGAAGAUUGUGAAGAGUUUAGAGGGGGUGGAGAUUUUUGCUUUGAUGUUGUUGAAGGUGACGGAGGGGAGUUACGAUGAUCAAUACCAGGCUUUGAUUGUUUCAAAGGUGAAGGGAGGCGAAGAAUAUCAGAGGCUAGGGUUUAUUUUCCUUGAUGAGGAGACGUUGGGACGAAGACCGGAGGAGCAGGCUGAGGAGGAAGCGCCUAUAGUUACGCUUGUGUAA